Messenger RNA from Diospyros lotus (date-plum), 1589 nucleotides. Its product is annotated as bifunctional L-3-cyanoalanine synthase/cysteine synthase 1, mitochondrial-like. Lineage: Eukaryota; Viridiplantae; Streptophyta; Magnoliopsida; Ericales; Ebenaceae. Gene Ontology annotation, molecular function: cysteine synthase activity. The coding region runs from base 272 to 1387 and encodes 371 amino acids. Gene Ontology annotation, cellular component: cytoplasm. The record is from RefSeq and is a predicted model, not a curated record. The transcript is spliced from 10 exons.
CCCAUUCCUAUUUCACCACCAGCACCUGUGUCUCAACAAUCAUCUACCCCUCUGGCCCGCUGUCCCUGCCUUCCUAAUAAAAUCUCUUUCACCCACAUAUAUGUAGAGUACUAUGUAUGUAUACGUAAGGACGAUGAUGAGAACGGACUUCACAGUGACCCCAUACGCUUAUUUAUAAAAGCGGCUCACUUCUUUGGAUUUGUCGAGUACAAAGACAGGAUCCACAAGAAAGUGGCCACAAGAGUCUCAGGGUUCUCCACCACCUUCAUCAAUGGCUUCCUUAACCACCUUCAUCAAGAGAAGAUCCAUACCCUUCAAUGGCUUUAUCAGAACCAAAUUGCUCUCAACCCAGACUCUGGUUGACUCGCCUCCAUCUUUUGCUCACUCAACCAUAGAUCUGCCCCAGCAUCUUCUUUCCACUGGCAUCAAGAACGAAGUCUCUCAACUAAUUGGGAGGACUCCCCUUGUAUAUCUUAGCAAAGUCACUGAAGACUGUGGAGCCUAUGUAGCUGUCAAGCAAGAGAUGAUGCAGCCCACUGCAAGCAUCAAAGACAGACCAGCAUUUGCUAUGAUCACAGAUGCAGAGAAGAAAGGGUUAAUCAGCCCUGGAAAGACUGUGCUGAUUGAGCCGACAUCAGGAAACAUGGGGAUUAGCAUGGCAUUUAUGGCAGCCAUGAAAGGCUACAAGAUGGUUCUGACCAUGCCCUCUUACACAAGCUUGGAAAGAAGGGUGACCAUGAGAGCAUUUGGAGCCGAUUUAGUCCUCACUGAACCCACCAAAGGGAUGGGAGGAACAGUUAAGAAGGCUUAUGAACUUCUGGAAUCCACACCAAAUGCUUUCAUGCUUCAACAAUUCUCAAAUCCAGCCAAUACACAGGUGCAUUUUGAGACAACUGGUCCUGAGAUAUGGCAAGACACUAAUGGAAAAGUCGACAUUUUUGUAAUGGGAAUUGGAAGUGGUGGCACUGUAUCUGGUGUUGGACAAUAUCUUAAAUCACAAAAUCCAAAUGUUAAGAUUUAUGGAAUUGAACCUGAAGAAAGCAAUGUGCUUAAUGGCGGGAAACCAGGACCUCAUGACAUAACCGGCAAUGGCGUUGGAUUCAAACCAGAUAUAUUGGACAUGGAUGUAAUGGAAGAAGUUCUUAUGGUUUCAAGUGAAGACGCAGUAAAUAUGGCCAGGACUUUGGCAUUAAAGGAGGGGCUCAUGGUGGGAAUAUCAUCGGGGGCUAACACAGUUGCAGCACUUAGACUUGCUAGAAGGCCAGAGAACAAAGGCAAGCUCAUUGUGACUGUUCAUCCAAGCUUCGGAGAGAGGUACCUGUCAUCUGUACUGUUUCAAGAGCUGAGGAAGGAGGCGGAGAACAUGCAGCCAGUUGCUGUGGAUUAGUGCCUAAUAUUAUCAGCAAAAUGCUUCUGCACAGCCCUUCUAGUUGUGUGCUUAAUUUGUUGAACCAUCAUGAAAGUUCUAGUUACUCCCAAACAUGAAAAUGUUUUCAUGUGUUUCAUAUUCAGCUGGAAAAACAUUGAAGUCUCAAAUAUGUAAUGUAACAUUUAAAUUUACAGUAGGAUAAUUUUAUUAUUUCUGUUAA